Messenger RNA from Eurytemora carolleeae, 964 nucleotides. Its product is annotated as transcription factor NF-E2 45 kDa subunit. The transcript is spliced from 6 exons. Gene Ontology annotation, biological process: regulation of transcription by RNA polymerase II. The record is from RefSeq and is a predicted model, not a curated record. Gene Ontology annotation, cellular component: nucleus. Gene Ontology annotation, molecular function: RNA polymerase II cis-regulatory region sequence-specific DNA binding; DNA-binding transcription factor activity, RNA polymerase II-specific. Lineage: Eukaryota; Metazoa; Arthropoda; Copepoda; Calanoida; Temoridae. Bases 381 to 830 code for a protein of 149 amino acids.
UUAUGGUUUAAAAUAUCGAGGUUAGAAAAUAAGUUUUGUAGGUUAAGACUCUAUUCUUCAAACGUUAAUUCCUGAGUAUUCGGAAGUUAAUUCCUGAGUAUUCGGAAGUUAAUUCCAGAGUAUUCGGAAGUUAGUUCCGGAGUAUUCGGAAGUUAAUUUUGGAGUAUUCGGAAGUUAAUUUCAGAGUAUUCGGAAGUUAAUUCCGGAGAAUUCGGACGUUAAUUCCGAAGUAUUCGGAAUUUAAUUCCGGGAUAUUCGGAAAAAUCUUAUUUCCUAAUUUGACGGAUGUAAAACGGACAAAGGUCUAUGGGAAAAAGGAUGAGAAACUGGCUCGGGACGCAGGGAUCUCCUUCUCGAUCAAUCAGAUCGUUGGACUGCCGAUGGACGAGUUUAACGAUCUUUUGAGCAGACACGAUCUCACCGAGGAGCAACUUAAUCUCUGCAGGGAUAUAAGGAGAAGAGGGAAGAAUAAAGUUGCGGCACAAAACUGUAGAAGAAGAAAACUAGAUCAGGUUGAGGAGCUUGAGAAGAGACUUAAAACAGCAAGGGAAAAACGAGCUGUCGUUAUUUCAAAACAUCAAAGAAUGCUCCAAGAGUAUGGAAACCUUGCCUGUCAAGUUGAUGAGAAACUAAACGAAGCUUUAAUAAAAAAUAAUUGCGAUCCACACGAAUACACAAUACAGAAUAUUCACGGAGAGCUGAAAAUAACUCGGAAACAGAAUCCUCACCUAGAACCAGAAGGGUCUAUUAGACCCAAACCAAUUGAACAGUUCUAUCUUAAAAACAAUACUUACAACAGCUACCAAACUCCAGUGGUGUACUACCAUUGAUCUAUGAUCAUUGGCCUAAAGAGACAGUAGAUAUGAUUUCAAGGUACCCCCUCCCAUUUAAUCUUAUCCCUGCUGGGGUAUUUAAAAACCAGGAUGCGCUAGGGGGGGUCAAUUCGACCCUUCCCCCCUCUAAA